AUGAAGACUGCUGCUCUUGCGGGGCUCGGGCUCCUCCAGAUCCUGCCGUCAACGGCCGAAUAUGUCUGGCCCUCCAAAUAUGACUAUCUGGAAGACCUGCUGUAUCUGCAGUCAGGCUACAUCCGCGAGGGCUUCGUCGACGGCGUAAACCCGUGCUCCUUCUCCUCCGCUGGCGAGGGGCGCCAGACGGCCGCCGAAUGGGUCCGUACCGCCUACCACGACAUGUCGACGCACGACGCCGCGGCCGGCACGGGCGGGCUGGACGCGUCCAUCAUGUUCGAAACAGAACGUGACGAGAACGUCGGCGACGCCUUCAACGGCACCUUCGGCUUCACCAACAACUACUACAACAUCCGCGCCUCGGCCGCCGACCUGAUUGCGCUGUCUACCGUCGUCGCCGUGGGUAACUGCGGCGGGCCGAGGAUUCCUUUCCGUGUAGGGCGUGUGGAUGCGACGGAGGCUGGGCCUUUGGGCGUGCCCAAGCCGGAUCAGGACGUCGAUACGCACAAGCAGAUCUUCGCCAAGGCAGGCUUCAACACCAGCGAAAUGAUCACCAUGGUCGCCUGCGGCCACACGCUCGGCGGCGUGCACGGCAAAGACUUCCCCGAAAUCACCGGCAACGACUCCGACACCAACUUCGUGCACUUCGAAUCCGGCGACUCCUUCCACAGCUUCGACAACGCCGUCGUCACCGAGUACCUCGACGGCGGCGUGACGUCCAACCUCCUCGUGUCCGGCACCAACACGACGAUGAACAGCGACGCCCGCGUCUUCGCCGCCGACGGCACCAACGCGACUAUGCGCGCCCUCGCCGACCCGGAUGCGUUUCAGGCCCAGUGCGCUGAUAUACUGGCGCGCAUGAUCGACACGGUCCCCAAGGGCGUGACGCUGUCGGAGCCGCUGGAUGCCGUCAAGAUCAAGCCGUAUAUCUCGUCGUUCGCGCUGACCAACGCGACGCACGUCACGCUGACCGGCCGCAUCCGCGUCCUCGCCGAUCAGGACAGCUACGCGGAUCAGGUCGUGCACCUGACUUACACCCCCCGUAACAGCGGCGGAAACUCGUCCCUCAACACCACCAUCCCCACCACCCGCGCGACCUUCAAGCUCGGCACGUCGACCGGCCUCUUCGGCGAGACCUUCGCGUGGCACGAGUUCAGCGCCGCGCUGCCGGCGGAGACGUCGAUUAGCGGGUUCAACGUGACCGUCGUGCGGGCCAGCACCGGCGCGGCGGAGACGUUUGAUAAUGCCGGGACCGGGGGGUACAAGGUGGAUGACGCGCUGCUGUACUUGGAUGGCGAGAGCUGCACGAGUGUGCCGGCGGGGCAGGACGCGAGCAGUUUUGAGAGGGAUUACACGAUUAAGGCGGCGGUUAGGAAGGACGUGGCUGCUGCGGCGGGGGGCAAGGUGGCGGUUGAGGUGGUGAAGAAGGUUGCGCGGCAGGGGGUUGCGGUGGCGAAGUUGGAGGUGGAGAGGUGGGAGGAGGUGGAGGGGGCGGAGAGGGUGGAGAGGGGGGAGUGGGUGGUUGUUGAGGUUAAGGGGCGGUUGGAGGGGGAUAGCUUGAGCACGACGUUUGAUGUUGUUGUUGGUGAGGGGGAGAGCGAGAAGAGAGUCGAGUUUCAGAAGACGGGAGGGCUGUUGGAGCAGGAGUGUAAGGCUUGA
Lasiodiplodia theobromae is the source of this 1659-nucleotide messenger RNA. RefSeq names its product Peroxidase. Bases 1 to 1659 code for a protein of 552 amino acids. The transcript has 3 exons. Gene Ontology annotation, molecular function: peroxidase activity; heme binding. Gene Ontology annotation, biological process: cellular response to oxidative stress; response to reactive oxygen species; hydrogen peroxide catabolic process. The record is from RefSeq and is a predicted model, not a curated record. NCBI's taxonomy places the organism in Eukaryota, Fungi, Ascomycota, Dothideomycetes, Botryosphaeriales, Botryosphaeriaceae.